Papilio machaon (common yellow swallowtail) is the source of this 959-nucleotide messenger RNA. Its product is annotated as zinc finger protein 2 homolog. NCBI's taxonomy places the organism in Eukaryota, Metazoa, Arthropoda, Insecta, Lepidoptera, Papilionidae. Gene Ontology annotation, biological process: regulation of transcription by RNA polymerase II. Bases 44 to 949 code for a protein of 301 amino acids. Gene Ontology annotation, molecular function: RNA polymerase II transcription regulatory region sequence-specific DNA binding; DNA-binding transcription factor activity, RNA polymerase II-specific. Gene Ontology annotation, cellular component: nucleus. The record is from RefSeq and is a predicted model, not a curated record. The transcript has 2 exons.
UGUUUUUUUUACUUUAAAAGUUAUUUAAUAAGCAAAUAAUCAAAUGGAUUUCAAGACUGAUAUUAUUAUAAAAGAGGAACCUAUCGACUUCGAAGAAGAAGAAAUUAAACUUAUAGACUAUAACGUGAGCGUGAAAAUUGAAAAUUGUGCCACUCCAGAUGAGAUUUGGUGUGCGAGAAACGAAGCUCUAUUCGCUGAGAUUGAGAAAAAAUUGAACGAAGCUGAAAAGAACAAUCAAUGUCGAAUAUGUGGGCAAAGAUUUGUUGAAAGAUAUUCUUUAAUAAUACACAACAUGGAACAUUUACGUGUUAUUAUAAAUAAUAAAAUAUACCAAUGUCAUAUAUGUUCUAAAUACUAUACGAAUCUACAUAACCUUAAAAUACACAUGUCAACACAUAAUAAAACAAAAAACGUACUAAAAACAAAAAUGGAUCAUGAAUGUAAGAUAUGCGGAAUAAUGUUACCAUACAAAAGAUGGCAUGAACAUGUCAAAUAUAGACACAGCAAUGAAAAAUAUGAGUGUACAAAGUGCUUACUAAAAUUCAAAUCACCGAUUUAUUUACGUAGACAUAAAAAGUACGUACACGACGGUGUCAAAGCUGCAUGGAGACAUAGAACUAGUUCCAAUAUUCCAAACGAAGAAAUACCUUGCAACGAAUGCGAUAAAAUCUUUACAAAUCGUAACAGUCUUAAAACUCAUAUGAGAAAUUGUCACAGUACACCACAUCAAUGUUACAUUUGUAAAUCAAUACUUAAAAGCAAAUCGUAUUUAAUGACGCAUAUGCAUAGAGUUCAUGAUAACUCUGGUAAUAUACAUGAAUGUGAAAUAUGCGGGAAGAAAUUUAAAUCACUUAGAUAUGUUAGAAUUCAUAUUAAAAACUCACAUAUGAAACAUAAGAAGACAAAGGUUAUUAAGCAAGAAAGAGACAGUACAGAUGAAGAGAUAUAGAUUUUUUAUU